CUCUGACUUGGCCCCAAAGUAACUCUCACAAUAUAUGAUCACCUCGAAACCGCCCAACUCCAGCAACGGGGACUCGUUCUCUGUAACCGCCCAAACAAAAUGGCUUCAAGCGUCCCUCUCCUCGGCCCACCGGAGGCCUACCGGAAAUCAGAAUCUGCCGUCGACGGGACCAACUCCCCCGUCGAAUCCAAGCUUGAAAACCUCAACCUCAACGGCGGGAGCGGACGCGGAGGCAGAGGUGGCGGACGCGGCGGCGGUGGCGGUCGCUCCGGGAAAUCAACUCGUCCACGGUUCGGAAGGACAGAGAACGGCUCCCUCACGUACAAGGCGGCCGGAAACCCCUGCCUCGACUUCUUCUUCCACGUAGUGCCGUCCACGCCGAGGGAGUCGGUGGUUAAACGGCUGAGGAAGGCGUGGCGUUUUGAUCCGCUCACGACGCUGAAGCUGAUCUGCAACUUGCGGGGCGUAAGAGGGACGGGAAAAUCCAACAAAGAGAAGUUCUACACCGCCGCGCUCUGGCUCUACGAGAAACACCCGAUUACUCUGGCUCGCAACGCGAGAGUGAUCGCCGAUUUCGGUUACUUCAAAGAUCUACUCGAGAUUUUGUACCGAUUGCUGGAAGGGAGCGACGUGAGGGACAUAGCGCGAGGGCAGUGGCAGAGCAAGAAGCGGAGUUACGGCAAGGGAGACGUGAGGAAGGCUUACUUCCUGGCGAAGAAGGCGGCGGCGAAGGGGAUUGUUCGACGACGACGACGACGCGGCAGAGUUGUGAUCCAACCGCCGCCAUCGAAGAAGACGAAAUCUACGGUUCCAAGAAGAGUGCGAGUCAAGCGGAACCAAGCGAAGGUGAAGGCGGCGAAGGAGGAGGCGAGAGUGAAGAGGAAAGAGAAGGUGAUCUCCAAGGCGACAAAGGCAUUCUUGAGGUACCUUUCCGACUCCGAUUUCCGAUUGCUCCACGAUUCAAUCGCGCAGAUGUUCGCCGACGCUCUGAAGCAAGACCUGGAGAAUCUGAGCGCUCGCCAAUUCCGCAACAUCAGCCUGGCCGCCAAAUGGUGCCCGUCGUUGGAUUCUUCUUACGACAAGGCGACUCUGAUCUGCGAGAGCAUCGCCAGGAGAGUCUUCCCCAAGGAAUCAGAUCCCGAAUACGAAGGAAUCGAGGACGCGCACUACGCGUACCGCGUGAGGGAUCGGCUGAGGAAGCAGGUUCUGGUGCCUCUCCGGCGAGCAAUUAAACUUCCCGAGGUGUACAUGAGCGCCAGGCAGUGGCGGAACCUGCCUUACGACAGAGUUCCUUCAGUGGCGAUGAAGAAUUACAAGGGCCACUUCGUGAAGCACGACGGGAAGCGAUUCAACAAGUACUUGGAAGAUGCGGCGCAGGGGAAGGUCAAGAUUGCAGCCGGAGCGCUACUUCCCCAUGAGAUCAUCGCAGAUCUGAAGUCCUCCUCUGCCGACGGAGGCAAAGUGGCGGAGCUCCAAUGGGCGAGAAUGGUGGAGGAUAUGGCGAAGAUCGGGAAGCUGAAUGAUUGCAUCGCCGUCUGCGAUGUAUCCGGGAGCAUGUCAGGGGAGCCGAUGGAAGUGUGUGUUGCUUUGGGGCUGUUGAUUUCGGAGCUGAGCGAGGAGCCGUGGAAAGGGAAGGUGAUCACGUUUCACGAAGACCCGCGGCUGAAUGUGGUGGAGGGUAAGAGCCUUUUCGAGAAGACGGAGUUCAUAAGGAAGAUGGAUUGGGGAGGGACCACGGAUUUCCAAAAGGUGUUCGACAGGAUCUUGGAAGCCGCGGUGGAGAACGGCGCGAGUGAGGAGCAAAUGGUGAGGAAGGUGUUUGUUUUCAGCGACAUGGAGUUCAACAUGGCAUCGGGCCAUUACCACUAUGGUAACUACGGCUAUGGCAGUCGUGGUUAUGGAUACGGGUAUAGUGACGAUUCUGGUGACGAUGAUUCUUCGGAUGAAUAUUACGGUGAGGAAGAUGGUGGAGGCAGGGUAGAUGGAGAAGAGGAAGAGGAAGAGCAGAGGCCGGUGGAAGGAUGGGAGACGGACUACGAGGCGAUCCAGAGGAAGUUCAAGGAGAAGGGGUUUUCGAGGGUGCCGGAGAUAGUGUUCUGGAACCUGAGGGACUCGUCGGCGACGCCGGUGAAGGCGACGCAGAGUGGGGUGGCGCUGGUGAGUGGCUACUCGAAGAAUAUGGUGAAGCUGUUCAUGGAGGAAGGCGCGAUCGCUGAUCCGGUUUCGAUAAUGCACAAGGCCAUCGAGGGGGAGUUGUAUCAGAGAUUGGUUGUCUGCGAUUAGAUACCUUUUUCUCGAAAUUUUUCCAAAUCAUCCUGUUUUCAUGAUUAUCAAUAAAGAGUUUUCAUUGUG
This is a messenger RNA of Linum trigynum, 2352 nucleotides long. The record is from the annotation of a GenBank genome assembly. NCBI's taxonomy places the organism in Eukaryota, Viridiplantae, Streptophyta, Magnoliopsida, Malpighiales, Linaceae.